UUCGUACAAUGAGACCAGCUUCCUUCUUCCUCUGGAUUAUUCGUCUGUCUUUAGUUUUUUCAGUUCCAUUUCCCUUUCACAAGAGAUCCGUUGUAUAUAAAUCCGAUUUACUGGGCAAAAGGCCGCGACGAUCCAAUGAAGUCAUUGACUGUAUAUCCAUGGCCUCGACAGAGGGGGACUUUACAUACAGGUCUGAUGGCCUUACAAGUGUGUGCGGAAUCUACUUUAUCUCCCCUCCAGAAAGUCUUAUAGAGAUAGAGUUCAGCAGCUUCAACAUCAACUGUAAAUCUGGACUAGCAGUGGUUGUGGACGGCUGGGAAAUGAACCAGCAGUUUUUCCCCUCCCCUGAGGAUCACGAUAAAACUAUUGACGACCGAUUAGAGAAUCUAUGUGGCCAGAGGCCCUCCAAGACAUUUGUUUCCUCACAGAACGUGGCACUGAUUCAACACCUUAUAGCUAUGCCGGGCGAAGGUUUCACUGUUAGGGUGCGAUUUCGGAAAAAUCCACAGC
Molecule: messenger RNA, 510 nt
Organism: Saccostrea cuccullata (small rock oyster)
Lineage: Eukaryota; Metazoa; Mollusca; Bivalvia; Ostreida; Ostreidae
Product: corticotropin-releasing factor-binding protein-like
Exons: 4
Biological process (GO): hormone-mediated signaling pathway; negative regulation of corticotropin-releasing hormone receptor activity; negative regulation of corticotropin secretion
Molecular function (GO): corticotropin-releasing hormone binding
Source: RefSeq, a predicted model, not a curated record